Eleginops maclovinus (Patagonian blennie) is the source of this 3446-nucleotide messenger RNA. Its product is annotated as transcription factor IIIB 90 kDa subunit-like. The transcript has 19 exons. Gene Ontology annotation, molecular function: TBP-class protein binding; RNA polymerase III general transcription initiation factor activity; RNA polymerase III type 3 promoter sequence-specific DNA binding. Bases 150 to 2306 code for a protein of 718 amino acids. Gene Ontology annotation, cellular component: transcription preinitiation complex; transcription factor TFIIIB complex; nucleus. The record is from RefSeq and is a predicted model, not a curated record. Lineage: Eukaryota; Metazoa; Chordata; Actinopteri; Perciformes; Eleginopidae. Gene Ontology annotation, biological process: DNA-templated transcription initiation; transcription by RNA polymerase III; transcription preinitiation complex assembly.
UCCAAUUUAACCUGUGAGUUUACUUGGCGCCAACACGUGAUUCCUCCUCACACAGCUUCAUUUUCCCGCGCCACUAUGUUCGCGCUGCCAAUGACGUCAUUACUCCGCGCCACAGGAAGAAAACAAACGUGUGACCUCCGACCUCCAUUAUGAGGUUCUGCAAGACCUGUGGUGGGGGGGACAUCGACGUGGACCAGGCCCGAGGCAGCGCAGUGUGCACCAGCUGUGGGUCCGUCCUCGAGGACAACAUCAUCGUCUCCGAAGUCCAGUUUGUAGAGGGGACUGGAGGAGUCUCAUCUGCGGUCGGACAGUUUGUCUCUGCUGACGGUCCGGUGAAGGCGCCGCUGCUUGGUUCCGGUUUUCAUACGAGUGUUGGUAAAGAAUCCAGAGCGCAGACCCUGCAGGCCGGGAAGCGUCAGAUCCAGCAGCUAGGCAGUCAGUUGCAGCUGAACCAGCACUGCCUGGACACGGCCUUCAACUUCUUCAAAAUGGUGGUCAGUAAGCACCUGACUCGAGGACGGAAGACGGAGCACGUCAUCGCCGCCUGCCUCUACCUGGUGUGUCGCACUGAGGGGACGCCACACAUGCUGCUGGACCUGAGUGACCUGCUGCAGGUGAAUGUUUACAUCCUUGGAAAAACGUUCCUGCUGUUGGCUCGGGAGCUCUGCAUCAACGCUCCCGCAAUUGUUAGGAAGCCAGCUGAUGGUGUCCCACCCCAACCAAACCCAGACCCCUGCCUGUACAUCCCCCGCUUCGCCCACAUGCUGGAGUUCGGGGUUCAGACUCACGAGGUUUCUAUGACGGCUCUGCGCCUGGUGCAGAGGAUGAAGAGGGACUGGAUGCACACCGGACGUCGCCCCUCCGGACUCUGUGGAGCAGCUCUCCUGGUAGCAGCUCGGAUGCACAAGUUUCGACGAACGGUGAAGGACGUAAUCGGUGUGGUGAAGGUCUGCCAGACAACUCUGAGGAAGAGGUUAACAGAGUUUGAAGACACGCCCACCAGUCAGUUGACCAUCGAUGAGUUCAUGAAGGUAGAUCUGGAGCAGGAAUGUGAUCCGCCCUCCUUCACUGCCUCCAAGCACAAAGCCAAGAUGCAACAGCUGGAACACGAGCUGGCCAGGAAACUAGAUGAGGUCGAAGGAGAGAUUAGCUGCUACAAAGACGAGAUUGAGAGUGAGCUGGAGAAGAGCCGCCCUAAACUGAGAGGAAUCUACGCUGCCUACGCCAAAGAAAUUGACCCCGAAGACGCCGAGGUGUUGUCCCUGACCUCUGAGCCCGAGGUGCCUGAGGUCGAGGAGGCAGAGCUCCAAGCCGCUGCCCAACACCUGACACAGAACUUCCUGAGUCAGGUGAUCCAGGAGGAGGACGGGCAGAAGGCCGAUGAUAGCGAACAGGGGGCAGGGCCAGAAAACGAGGGGGCGGGGCCUCAGCGUCAGGCCGCCUCUUUGGCCGUCAUCCUAGGAAAGCUGCCGAGCGCCGCCAGCCUGACCCUCCAGCAGACCUUCCAGACCUUCGAUGAGGAAACACAAGGGAAACCAGACGACGAGCAGUCGGAGAGUGGAGAGCUGGACCUGAAGGAUAUUGAUGAUCAGGAGAUUGAUAAGUACAUCUUGAAUGAUCAGGAGGUCGAGGUGAAGACGGAGCUGUGGAUGAAACAGAACGCAGAGUACCUGAAGGAGCAGAAAGAGAAAGAGGAGAGGAUCAGGAAGGAGAAGGAACAGGGGACAUAUAAAGAGAAGCCAAAGAAGUCGAAGAGGAAGAAGGAUCAGGUGGCGGCGUCCACAGCGGGCGAGGCCAUCGAGAGGAUGUUAGAGAAGAAGAAGAUCUCCAGUAAGAUCAACUACGACGUCCUGCGGGACCUGAACAGCCGAGGGACAGGAAGUGGGGGGGGCAGCAGUCCCAGCAGAUCCUCCCCUGACCCCCCCGACAACCCUGCCGCUGAGAAACGACUCAACCGCCGCCGCCGCAGGAAGGCAAGCGACGCUAACCGAGAGCUGGCGGCUAACACUAGCAUCAUGAGCAAGAGGGUCCGCCUCCUCCUGUCCUCCACCUCAAAGAAGAAGAUACCUGCCCUCCAGGCAGGGAAUGCCAUUACCAUGUCAACAGAUGCAUCACCAGAGCCCGAGGUCUCCUGCCCCCCUGCUGCCCCCCACUUUGUAGACAAGGAACAGCAGGAGGAGGAAGAAGAGGAAGAGGAAGAAGAGCAGGAGCUGCAGGAAGUGGAGGAAGAGUGUGUAAGCGCUCUGCAGCUCGUAGGAGAUUACGGCUGCGAAGAGGAGGAGAUGAGCUUCGACCUGCAGGGAUGAAGCUGGUGGCUCACCUAUCCUCACCUGGAGCUGUUGAUGCUGUAAAAAGGCUGUAGAUGUGUCUGUAUUUUUAUGAAUGUAAAUAUGAAAUCAUUCCCUCCUGAAGCAGCUUCAAGCGGUUUCAACCAUUUUACUGUUUUUAUGUGUAUUUUAACGUUGUUUAACUUCCUGAUGAGAUGUAAAAAAUAUGUACUGACAGAAGUGGUGAAGAUAAACGUCAUCGUGUUGAUCUUGCUUUUUAUUUCCUUUGAUUUUACACCAUUUCUUCUUCCACAUACAUCACAUUCAGUCAUUCCAGCCCUGACGCUAACCCUAGGCACACCGUUUCCCCUGCUUCCAGUCUUGAUGCUAAGCUAGGCUAACUGUUUCCCCUGCUUCAAGUCUUGAUGCUAAGCUAGGCUAACUGUUUUCAGCAUCCAGUCUUGACGUAUGACACAUCGAAAGCAGGCAGCUUGUUGUUUUGUUGAUGGAGGAAACUCUUACAGUGCUGCAGAAGAAGAAAGUAGAUCCUGGUUUCCUGUUUGAAUGUGAGGUUGCAUCAUCUCUAACCCGAAAUCAGACCGGUCUCAGGGUCCGGGAGGUCUCAGUACCCGAAAGUCGGUUUGAUGGCGUUGAAGUAGAACCGCCUCCAGCCCUCCCAGGUUGCGUCCUCCUCCCCCGGUGGGACCCCACCACACUGCAGUCUCAGCUGGGUCUGGUCCAGGCCUCGUGUCCACACGUACCGAAAGGCCAGGUCUUGAAGCACCACCUCCUCCCGAUCCUCCGACCUGGUACCUGUUGGGAGCCACCGUCUGUUACCGCGGGAACACUCACCACCAAUUGGCUGAACUCGCCGCUGACGUAGCCGUCCAUCAUUAAGAGCCGCCACCACUGCCGCCGAGUGAGUGAAAACCUGCACCAGCUGCAGGCGCACAGACUGUCAGGGUUCAAACUGUUGAUGGUGUCCAACACAUGUAUGUAUUACUUAGUUUUUCUUUGUAUACCCCUUUUUACCCCUCCCCUUUUUUUCUACACUCUUCUCUUUUUAUGUUUUAUAUUCUUGUUUAUAUUUGCACUGUGGGACUACCAGAAACGGUAUUUCAAUGUUCUGUAUGUAUAACACAUGUGGAAACUUUGACAAUAAAGUGGACUUUGACUCCA